Messenger RNA from Microstroma glucosiphilum, 2140 nucleotides. RefSeq lists its product as hypothetical. The record is from RefSeq and is a predicted model, not a curated record. Bases 236 to 2008 code for a protein of 590 amino acids. Lineage: Eukaryota; Fungi; Basidiomycota; Exobasidiomycetes; Microstromatales; Microstromataceae. The transcript has 2 exons.
CAGAGACAUCUCCAGAGCAUACCAGAAGCAACCCCCAUCGGGCGAAUUGCACAAGAUCAACAAUAAUAAAGGGUGAUAACAUUAGAGGAUCUGCCGCUUGGAGGGCCACACGCAAAGCUGCAGGUCGAUGCAAUGGUGCUGUUGGACAGGAGCAGGCAUGCCGGUGCAAGGCAGAGUGAAGCGGGCGGACGUGGGGAUCCAAGCGACUUAGAGGCAGACUGACCAGUUUCAGAGAAUGCUGAAUCGGUUCCUCGUACUCGAUGGCCAUCAUCAUCUCACGAUACUCACCCUAAUGCUGACGCUCACAGAGGGCAGCCGCCCCAGCUCGGACGCUGACGCCGUCACUCUUGCCAUGUCAGAAGAAGAGGAUCGGCUCAUUCAGGACGCACUCUAUAGCAACGAGCCGGAGAAGGCCCAAGAGUCUUGCACGAAUGAGCAGAUCGCCUCUACCUCUCCUUCAGGCACUUCUAUGCUCACAAGUAGAGGCAAUGACGAGAGCUCGUCUCCCACGAAAGACCCCUUCUACGGUCUUCUGGCGCCAUCGUCCUCAUCCCCCGCGCCGACCUUUUCUCUGCGUCGCCACAGACCAAGCCCUCCUUUUCGACCUCUACUCUUCCCAUACAAGAAGUCUAAGCCAUCAGAAGUCACUGGCGCUACAAAGACGCAAAGUCAAGACAGAGAUGCCUUGCAGUCAUCACCUACUAAGGUCACAUCUAGCAGCAGACGUGGGUAUGACCUUCGGGAUGUUAACCUCUCCCCCUCCUGCCUCGGACGCCUUGAUCUCAACGGCGCAGACUCGAGUCCCACAUCUGGUAGCGGCCUGAGGAAGCCUCUUGGUCCUUCCUCCUCCCUGAAGGUCAACCAGAGCACAGACUCUGCCGACCAGCCUAGCCAACUUCCGAUGCUGACACCUUCAGGGAUCGUCAAAAACGAAAAUGCUUCUGACAACAGCAAUCGGCCCAAGACACGGAUGAGCUUGGACACUCGACUCAUCGGAAGAAGGGUGGCAGGAGGCUCAUGGUCUUCCAUGAAGCGUGAAGCUGAAGGAACCGAUGCAUCUAAGCCUCCCACGACCCCAAAGAAGCGCAAAGAGUCCGUCGACGGCUCAUCAUCACCACCUCGAUCCAGUCGCCGCCCUCGAGUGGACGGUCUCCUGUCCCCGAUCAAAGAGUCGCCGACUGGUGGGACCUCGGAGCCAUGGGGUGACAAGGACGCUAGGCCGAAACAGUCUUCAUCAUCGACCUCGCCCAGCCGUCCUCAGACGCCAGAAGAUACAUCCAUUGUGAUCUCACCCUCAGUUACUCCAACAAGACUCAAGGCUCUCACCGCUAAGAAGAGGAUCCGCCACAGACUAGUACCUUUCUCGCCGGCAAUUUCAGAGGUGAUGCACCGCCAAGAUGAGGAUCAAACCCAGUCAGAGCUACCCAAGCAUGUCACUGGUCCUCUACCUGAGAUCGUCAUCACUCCUCCCCUUAUCGCUUGUCCAGCAAGUCCGAUUCAGCAAGACUUGAAAUUUGCAGACCAUGCCUCUGAGCCCGGUGCCUUCCUGGCAACUUUGCACGCUUCUGGUCGUCCGAAGGUCCACUGCGUCUCCUUCGGCGACGAGAUGCACUAUGGCGAGACCGAUGCGACCUACACUUCUACGAGUUCCGAGCUUGUCCUGUCUCGCCUUGUUCACCAGCGUGAGAAAGACGACCAAAGAACGCGUGUCUUGAUGCUGGGCAUGUUUCGCGAACAUCUCAAGCAGAUCUCGAACGCACGCCAAUUAUCGCCAGCUGACCUUACGCAGGCAAGAGAUACCCAAGCAGUCAAGUCUUUUCUUGACCGCUUGACACGUGCCCUGUCGAGGAAGGAGCAAGAGUUUUGGGUGCCAGAUAGUCUCAAGGUAGUUUCUAUGGAUGGGGUUCCACAAGAGGUGUCGGACAAAUGGGUUCUGCAUCUCUAUCGACAAGAGGUCCUUGAAUUGGCCGAUGCUCUAGUAGUCGACAUUGUCAAUUGCGUCGAGUAAGUGUAGCAUGACCUGGACGGGUGCUCCGGAUGCAAGCGACUGAUCAAUCCGGCUCCCCUUCCACAGAACUCCUGGGAUGCACCUGGCCGGCAUUGAGAUGUACGCGGUCCUGAUGCAUCAAACGAUUCGCGC